AUGUAUCGCUUGUCUGUGUUGCAAUAUGCAGCUUCUGCUUCAUCUAAAAGCAAAAAAUCAAGAACAUCUGUCGCAUUAGAUUUGGAAGUUGCUGAUUCAAGAUUGACAUAUCUAGCUGAGUUAGAAUUUGGCAACUUGCAAUUAUAUGGUCCUGGUGCUGUCGCAGCUACAAUAAGUAACACUUGGGCUCCACAGACUGUUGCUCUAAUACACACUGUGUGCUUCCAUUUUAUUGUUUUUGAUAGUAUAGCUCAUUUGCUGGGUAAAAUGAAAACACAAUUUCCUAAUAUUGAAGCAGCUUCAUUUGAAUGUACUUGUAUAGAAUCUUUAUCUCAACUGAAUGCAUUAGGUCAAAUUCCAGGUCUUAAAAUUUUAACGAUUGAAAGUGAGGGAAAUCCUAUAUUACAAUUAUCUUUAUGGAGAAUGUAUGCUGUGUACAGAUUGGGUCCAACGAUUGAACUUAUAAAUGGUGCAACGGUAACAGAACUUGAAAGAGUUAGAGCGGAAGAUAUUUUUGGAGGCCUUGGUUUUGCAGCUUCUUUGUUACUUCCGAAGUAUAGGUUAUCUUCUUUGUUAAAUAGUCCUAGAGUAAAACAAAUGUUUUUAAAAGAAAAGGGAUACUCUCCCAACAGCUUACAAAGACAACCAGACUGCCAAGUGGCUGCCGAAGUUAUGAAAGCUGCAUUUACUUACAAUCCUGAUUAUGAAUACUCUUUACCUGGAUACAAAACUACUGCAAGUAAAAUUGUGGAAAAAAAUCUAUUGCGUGUGGAAGAAGCUUUAAAAAAACGUUUAGUCUUUCAACGGCUUUGGCCGUCCAUGUUUUUAGGAAUAGUCAAUGAUGCAUUAGAAGAUUAUAUUGAUUUGAAUCGCCAUAUGAAACUGUCCAUGCUAAGCUUGCUUAAGAAAUGCAAAUCUUUAGAUGAAAGUGAUAGCAAUGAUUGAAAUAAAUUUUUGAAGACCAUUUUUAAAUAAAUUACCAAAAUUUCAUUAACUCAUUUUUUCUUUUCUGGCUGCAAUUUGGCAACUUUCAGUUUUCUUUUUUAAUUGACAAUCAAUGCUUCAUACAAAUGAACCACAAAUUUCAAUACUUCGGGUAAACUUUGAAUCUUGUUAUAUAUGAAUUUUGCUUUAAUAAAGCUUAUCUAUUUAU
This is a messenger RNA of Uloborus diversus, 1153 nucleotides long. RefSeq names its product leucine-rich repeat-containing protein 49-like. Bases 1 to 945 code for a protein of 314 amino acids. The transcript is spliced from 6 exons. Lineage: Eukaryota; Metazoa; Arthropoda; Arachnida; Araneae; Uloboridae. The record is from RefSeq and is a predicted model, not a curated record.